UGAUGAUGCUCUGGAGGGAGGAUGCUUGGAAGGGAGAUGACGGCCGCUCUGAUUGGCUGAGCGCUGUAUCAGUGUGCUGUUGUUUGAGGCUAUAAAAAGAUGAGACGAUGGGUAGCAGCAGUAGCCGACCUGAGACAAGCUGGACAGACAGACCCAGCGAGACAGACACAAAACAGAAAUACAACAGCACCAGAGUCUGGGAGCCUGAACUCACCUCCAAAAUGUGUAAAGGACUAGCUGGAGUGACAUCCUUCCCUGCCACUUGCUUAAAAAGGUGAGACUGAUGUCUGCAGAGCCUCCUGCAAUGGGGGACUGGGGACAUGCUGAACAUUUCUACUUGCAGAGCUUUUUAACGCUGGUGGGAUGAAACUACGUGCAGAGCACUGCACAUCUGCAAAGCAGUUUGGAGAGCAGUGAUACAUUAAAUAACAGAAUGCAGGUUACUGCAGAAAUAUUCCAUUAAGCUUUAAGGGACCUGUUAUUGGAGACUGAAUAUCAUCCAUUGGUUAAUUCUCCCUAAUAUGUUGUUAACCCUUUGUAAGGAGGUUCCAUGGUGACGUCCUAUUCUGAAACACAUUUGGCCAGUUUUUGUUUUGGAUGGUUUAAGCUGCAGGCUGGUAAUUGAGUUGGAUUGGAUUUAUUAUUGUGAAUAGAAUGUAACACAUUGUUGUUGUGGUAUCUGAUGGUAGGUUCAGUGUAUUGGAUGUGGAAGUGAAGGUGGUAUUUCUGUGGCUUGAAAGAAUGUGCUGGUAGUUCAGAUUAAUCUGGUAUGUUGAAAUAGAGCAAUUAUGUGAAGAUUCUCCAGUCAGAUGUUCGUUAUAUUAACACAUGCAUUAACGCUGAUGUUAAAAAUACAUCUACUGAAUGCAGUGUGACUAGAAUUCGUGAAUACAGAGCACUGUGGGGUUUAUUGAUUAAGUCAAGAAUUGUGAAGAAUUCCACAUUUCACUCCUAAAUAACCAAAAUGAUAAAAACACAGCUAUUUUCAAAAUUUGAGUUUUGUUUUAAAAGUUACGGUUCUCUUGUCACAACUCCAAGUUAAGUGAAUAAACCCCUUAGUAUGUACAGGCAGAUUAUGCUACUAUGCACUGAGUAUACAAUUCUCAAAUUAAUACGUUUUACAGCUUCAUAUCCAAACAGUGCGCUUUAGCACUUUAUUAACCCUUACAGCACAAUUGACGUGUCUUUCAGAUAAAUAUACCCAGGGUUUAACCCUUAACCAAGCCAUCCAUUUUAGGUCUUUGAAAUAAAUGUAUGUAUUAUGUUGGUGUAAUUAGAACGUGGAUGUACAACUCAGAUUUUGAAUUAGAAUUACUUGUAAUAUACUAAUAGACAUUAAAUUACUAAACAAUGUUCACAAAGCAAUAUUACAUCAUGUAAAUUCUGACUCUGGUUUAAUUUGAUAGGCAUGGUCUAGAUUGCAAUGGGAAAUGUGUAAGCUUUAUGGUAUUUCAAGGAAAGGCUUUGCUGUUUUCAAACACUUAUAUAGGUAGCAUUUUAAGUCCAAUUUAAUGUGUGCCCUAAAACCCACACCUUAACAAUAGUUCACAGUAUAGUCAGGGCAUCUGAAAAAUAUGAUUAUUAUUGCAGGACGUUUGACUAUAGUACAUUAGAAACACAUUGGUAAAUUUGUAUGUGUGUGUGGGUCUCCUGCUCGGGGGGCAGGUGGACCAACUUUGAGUCUGAGAUGCGAUGUUCUAGAUUUAGAAGACAAUCCAGACAUUAUUAGCAUCCUGAAUGAAGUACACAUAGCUCUACAUAAAAUCUGCUGAAAAGGUUAGAAGAUAACAACAGCCAACAUUUUGUGGAGUCUUACUCCUUACAUCACUGCCGUAAACAUUGCUAUUCUUAAUUAAGAACAGUAAUAACAUCAGGGCUGGAUAAACAGGUAGCCAUGGUUACUAUAAUAAAAACAGCAAGAGGGUAACUUUUGCUAUUGUUUCUUCGUUUCUGUCUAUGUAAAUCACCCAACAAGAAAGAAAUAUAUUUUUUAUUUGGUUUCAGUUUUUCCAUUAAUGAAUAUCUACUAAUUAAGGCUAAUAUCUUCUAUAGGCUACAUGCACUCCUAUACACACAUAACAUGGGCAUAAAUAUUAACACACAUAUAUUAUUAUUAUUAUUUUAUUUUUUAUAUAGCGCCAUCACAUUCCGUAGCGCUCUAUGUAUACACACACUGUUAGUGUGGGCUGUUCUAAAGAGCUAGAGAUAAUUCCUGGUUAAUAUUUCCAAGGCUAAUGAGCUGUGACAGAAGCCAAGAAGAGGGUUAGAUCUGUAAUUUAGUGGCUCAAUUUGUUUAUUGCAAAAUACAUGAGACGGAUCAGGGACAUUGCAGUAACACCAGUGAAGCGAUAGAUAGCAUUCCUAGAAUGGUACAACAUCAAAUAGUGAAGUUAAAGUCAAUAUAAGGGCAUUGACGGGAUAGUGAUUGGACAGUCGCAAACAUGGAACAAAAGCAAUGUCAUAAAGAGACAGGGCCGUUGUACAUACAUAUCCCUAUUUAAUAAAUAUAAUGUCAGAGAUUUGUAAAGGCUGAAUACAUAUAUAUUGAGAAGUGAUUUAUUGGCAUUCCUUUAAUAUCUAUCUUAAUGAUUAAGUCAUGUAUUGAUCAUCCUUCAAAAAUAAAGGCAGAACUGCCUUUAUAAAUAUAUGUAUUGCUUUUUGGAAACGUUCACCAACUCAGCAAAUAUCUAAAUCAGCUACUUUGGCCUAAAUUUAGUAAUUUUAACGUAAAUUCACCAUUUAGUGAAUUUAGUAAAUAACACCAUAAAGGUUGCUGGGAGCAUAAAACGCAUUGUAGCUAUGGUAAUCUGACAGUUCUGGCCACUAGUUACUAAUUAACCACCCCAGCAGCAUGUUCACAUUCUAUACUGCUGAUAGAGCUUUUACUGCACAGCUCUAAAUGCCUGCUCUCUGUUGUCGUAUAUUAAUACCAUAUUCUGAAAGUUGAUUAGAAAGAAUAAGGAAGUUUCAAGGAACCCAUAUAUCCAAAUCAUUCUUUGAGAGAUUGAUUUACUUCAACAUAGCUGGGAAGUCAAAAUGAUUUAUUAAAGAGUGACAUGUGGUAUCAUGUGGAGCUUUAAAAUAUAGGCCAAAAUAUCAAAAAGUUGGAGAAAUUUUACAAUUUGGCUAUUUUUAUCCAUAGUAUUAAAAUCAGUUCCACAAUUUCCGCCAAGUGAAUACAUGAACUUUAGAACCCAGUAGCCGGUUUGCAUUGCUAUUUCAUAAGAUAUUUCUUGACAGGUCUUUUCAUUUUAGUUGUGGUGAGCCGGGAAAAGAGACAUUAGUAAAGUAAUAGAGGUCCAGGCACUCCUUGGUUCAAGACAGGCCCUUUAUUAGGAACAACAACAGCAACGUUUUGACCCCAAAAGGUCUUUGUCAAGCUUACGUUGCUGUUGUGGUUCCUAAUAAAGUGCCUGUCUUGAACCAAGGAGUGCCUGGACCUCUCUUACUUUACUAAUGUUUGGAAAUCUGGUGUUUGAUUCCGGCUCAGCAAGCACCCUGGCUCAGAUUUGUGGGAGUGAGUGCAGUUCCACAUACACUAUUCAAGGGAAAAGAGACAUUGUCUAAUUUGAAUGUUUUGACCAAAUUUUUAAUGUUAAGUAUUAAUUUGAGAUAACUUACUCUCUAGUGAAUAGACCUGCAUGUUUUAUCACUGCACAAAGAAUAGAUAGUAUUAUCCUUUAUUAAGGAUGGGUACAUUUUAUAUCACAGUAAUGCAGUUUAAUGACCUUAAAAUGUCCUUGUAAUAGAGAUUCUUUGUUAGUCAUCCUAUGCUAGAUAAUACUCUGCUAUCUACCCAAGACACCAGAUAAGUCAUUUACGCAGGUAAAGGAUUACACACAGUAUAAUAUAUAAUUAGAUAAUAGCAAUAAAAUGUGAAUCGAGAGCCCUAACUGUCAGUUUGUGAGAUGCACCUGGAGGCAAGGUUCUACAGAAUCUCUGUCAUCUAUGAUAGAAGAAGGAUUUAGGGGCCCCAUGAGCCAAUGAGUCAUGGCUUCUAAAAUAUGUAUUGCAAUGCCAUAGUGUUUGAAUAAUCUGAUCUCUGGAUGCCAUUUUUCCAAAAUAAAUAGCUAAAUACAAUGAUAUAACUGCAGGCUGGCAUCUAAAUAUUAGUUUGGUUUCUACAUUUUGAAUCCUUUUGAUUCCAGUGUUACAAAGAUUGAUCAUUUAUUUUGUAGCUUUUUGAAUGACUAUAGUAUUACCGGGGUGAUUAUUAUUGAUCUACAUUGCUAGAUCUGUGAUAAUGUCAUGUAAUAAUAGGGACGGAUGGAUCAGCCUUUAUUAUUAUAUAAUGGGGUAUAGCUGGUCUUUAGCUAUCUACAAGUUAUUGCAAAUGCUUAUUAUUAUUCAAGAUUUCAUAGUUUUUACUACUGUGUGAUUGAUAACCGAUUCAUUGCCUAGAUAUGGUUACACACUGGAAUAAUUACUCAAAGAUUUUACCCUAAAUCUUUCAAGUUUCUUGUUAAUUCACUGUUUAGGCAAUAGAACUUCGUGUAAAUGAAGAACUUGCCUAGGCUAAUAGUUUGCUUGCUCCAUAUGCAGAAUAAAUCACAUCUGGCUUUUUUUGUUUUGUUAAUUGUCAUCAAUGCUAAUAGCAUUUAACAAGAGAAAACAAACAGAUUGCCUUUCCUGCUCAUGUACAAUAUUGCCCUGGGUGAAAUUCUGUCACUGCAGAAAGAUUGUUCCUGGCCUAUAUUACUGUGUAUACCUGAUUUAUUGAUCCUCGUUUAUAAAACACUGUGUGAUGGUCAAAUCAUUCCUGGUUCUAUAAUGCUAUACCAUGGGGGUACGGAGGAUGACUGAUAUAGGUAUCACAGUAUGUCAUUCUUUGAAAACUAGUAUUUUUCUAUACUGAGUUAAGGGAUAUUGUUGUUAUUAUUAUACAGUAUUGAUUAGUGAAGCCAUUACUAGUAAUAGAUGUGUGUAACACAGAGAUACAUGCAUCUGUAAGUACAUGGGUAUUUGUGCUCUGUAUUGAUGCAUGAUAGGGACCUGGGACCAUAUGUACCUAAUGUACAGAGAAAAGAAGGUUUUCACAAAAGCUUAUCAUUAAAAAAUUCUGUUAGUCCAAUAAAAAAGGUAUAACAAGAUACAAAUUAUAUCUGUUUUUUUUUACAUGUAAUGUACAGAUACAUAGAUGUUCUAGAUUGCUUGUACACUUGCAUUAGAAGUAAUACUACAGAUAUGUCUGCCACAGUCAGAUACAUGUACAGUCUCUCACAUUCAUUGCAGCAGCUAUAUCCACUUUGUAGGAGAGAAGCUUUUACACGCAUCAAAGAACAGGGUAAAUGUUCUUUCGUUGUUUCUUUCUUCAAGAAAGGAACAUUAAAAGGGACUUUGUAUGGUUGUUUUGCAUUAGGUGAUAAUGAAUGCAGUUUAUUCUAGCAUUGAAAGUAUAGUUUCAGGCCACUGUUGCAGACUUUUAAGAUGCCUGUAGGUGUCAAAAUUUAUAUCCAGUGUUUCAUGUGCUCUCCAUUGACAUAAUGAUGCAUCGUGUAGGUGUAAGUUAUGUGCACGUUUGUUCCUUGUUCACUUAUUCUGGGCAAAAUGGUGGCAUAAUCAGAAAAAUCUAUGCCCAUUUAUUUAAUUACUAAAUGAUGCAUGACAGUCACGAAAUUCUGCUGAAAUUAGCACACCUGAUUUAUUUUGCUGUACCUAUACAUAAUCCACAUGCAUUUACCUCUCUCUUUUUUUUUUUUUUUAGUGCGAAGGACAUGAAACAUCGUCUUGGAUUCCUACUUCAAAAAACAGAUGGAUGUGAAACCAACCCUUACCCAAAGAAAGACAAACCUGGUUGCCAGAGGUAAGUCUCUGACAUUGUGUUGCGUUAAGAAUUAUUCUAGACAUUAGUUCUUUGGAUGAAAUAUGUGAUAUUUGUAAAAUGUCACUGCUGGACUUCUUACAAAAUGUUCUCAUAGCAACUCUGUCAAUGGGAUGGUGCUUUUGGUACUCUGAGCUGCUGUAAAAAGUAUGUCUCCAUUACAUCUACUCAAGAUCAUUUUCUUUCUUUUUUUCAUGGGAAUCAUGUUACACCCAAUGUUGCCAAGUUUAGGACAUUUUCAGUAAAAUUUGAUUCAAGUCUUAAAAACCAGCUGGAUACAAUUUACCACCCAACGGUUGUGUUUCUGUAACUGUUAUUAGUUAAUUACGCUACAGUAACCGGAAUUUAAUAGCAAGUAUAUGUAAACUUACUUGAUCAUUAUUGAAUUAAAACUGGAGGGGGUAAAUUCAGUCCCCCGACCCUCUGGUCAAGGUCUGGCCUUAAACAAAAUACCUUAUUAUAAGCUAAAUGAUUAAGUGUACAUCCUUCAGCUAAAUUUCUCUUCUAAAUGGUCAAUUCCAUGUGCUAAUAUAUUUUAUUGGCACGUUCUCUAAUAAUGUCUGUGUUAAGGUACUAGAUAAUAAGCCAGUUAGAUAAUAAACCACAUAGUAGACAAAUAAAAAAUUUCCGUACAUGAAAGAUAAACAAAAUCAAAUACAACUAACAUAGUGUGGAGAUCAGGUGUGUCCAAUCACAAGAAACAAGAAUAAAGUAAACAAAGAUGGAGUACACGCAUUUAGUAGUUUGUAAGCGCCUUUUUAUAUGUGUACUUGGUGUAUGUGCAUGUACCUUCAAUGCUUUGUUUCUUUGCUUCUCCAGGCUAAGUCAAGAUGACAUUAAGAAAUGGACAGAAUCCUUGGAGAAUCUGAUUAACAAUGAAUGUAAGUUGGAAAUUUACAGUUAUUUAAAAUAUUAUAAACAAAGCAAAGUUUUAUAGAGAGUAAUAGAUAGAGACAUUUUUUUUCCAUGUCAAGGAAUUACAUUUCUCAUAGUGAAUCUACGUGACUAAAAUCAGUUUUAGAACCCAGAAUGACUUGGAACGUGCCACAAUAAAUAAACAUUGUACUGACACUGCUCUGUCAUCUUGUGCAUGGAAUAGGAUAGAACUGAAGAUUUAGUGACGUCAACAUAGAGUGACCCUCAAAUCUUAAGUGACCCCAGUUUGGCUUUGUUACAAACAGUUGAUGAUAGCUUCUAGUCCCAUGUCUGGUUAACUUUUACUUAGCUUUUCCCAGGCUUCUUGGUUUGCAUCCUAUUCUUGAAUUACAGCUGCUGGGAUUAAAGACAUAUGGUUGGAGUUACUCAUAAACCUUAAAGGGCAUUCUUCUAUGUUUAUUUCAUAGCACUUGCAUAAACAUAGAAAUGCAAUAAUAUGUAAUAAUUCAGAUCAUACUCAGCACUAACCCCCAUUCUUUUAGUGUGUGAUUGUGUGUACAUGUCCAAUUUGCUUUCUUUAGAUUUUAAACAAUGUUGACCCUCAGUAAUAAUAUUAAGCAUGCCCACAUAAUUGUCCUUUAUCAAUAUUACCCAAUUACUCCCUGGCUAAAAAGAAGGAAAAUGAAUCGAACAUAGUGACUGUUAGCUGUAACACCUUAGUUAUCCCUCCAUCUCAGUAUGCCUGUUAUGUAUGGAGAGUGAUUGAACUAGGUCAAGUGAGAAAGCUGUAAGAUUCUACAUGUAACAAUACGGAUGUAGGACUACACUUUUUAUCUCCUAUGGUCUGAACGUCUACAUUAUUCUUGCAUCUUAACUUAAAUGCAAUCCCCUUUAUAUUUAGGGUACAACAUCUGUUUAUUUAAUGGAUUUUUUUUUUAUAAAGAAUGCUUUAUAUGUAACUGUAUGAAAUAUGAAAAUGUUCGCAAAAAUAAAGAAAUAUAAAAAAAAAUAAAAACAUAUUACUCAAUAGAAAGAUAACGGUGAAACCAAGUAAUUGGAAUGUUCUUUGUACACCUAAUAGAAUUCUUGUUGCUUGCAGGUGGUGUACAAGCAUUCCGGUCCUUUCUUCAGUCUGAAUACAGUGAAGAAAAUUUGGAUUUCUGGCUGGCUUGUGAGAAUUACAAAAAGUUGAAAAAUCCAGCAAAGCUGCCUAUCAACGCCCAAAAGAUCUAUGAAGAUUUCAUUUCAGUGGAAGCUACUAGAGAGGUAAAGGACAAACCCACCACUAAACCUUACUAGUGUAGAAUCUUAUAAUUAGAUUUAAAUACACUUACUUUUGACUUCCAUCUCUCCUCUACUAUUCAUGACUCAUCUACCCCAAAUGUAUCACAAGGAACAAUAUUCAUCAAUGAAAUAUCUUAAUUAAAUAUCAGACCCAUACUCAGAUGACUAAUCACAAUUACAAAAUAUUAAUUAUUCCAUAUAAAAAUACAUAUUUAUACAAUUUCAAUUGCAUCACAAUCAUAUAUUAUUCAGUGGAAAACUAUACAAGAUAAAACUUGAUAUUGUUUAAUGUGAUGACCAGAAACAUAUUUUGAUAGAGUCUUGAAUUUCAACUUCUAUCAUUUGUGUUAAUUACAAGACAUUGGCAAGUUUUUUGACAUCUUUGUAGUGACAGUUCAUAAAUGUAUCAUUGUGGAGCAUCACGCUUUAACUCCAUGACUAAUACACUCAUAACCAUGUCAACAGGUGAACCUCGAUUCUGCUACUCGUGAAGACACCACCAAGAACUUGCUCCAACCAACCAACUCCACUUUUGACCAGGCCCAGCACAAAAUCUUCAUCUUGAUGGAAAAAGAUUCCUACCGACGCUUUCUAAAAUCACAGUUCUACCUGGAGCUAACAAACAUUACAAGCAAUAGUGGUAGCAUAAAGAAGACAAAAGCUCUUGGCACAGACAGUCACCCAUUCAUUCCACAAUGUGCUUGAAACCUGAGACUCAGAUUGUGAACAGUCACAUCUAAGAACUAGAUAUUUAUGUUCUCGUAUAUAUUGUACAAAGGUUCUGAGCUGGCUCCUCUUAUUUAUUACAUAUGUGUCUUGCAUGCAUUUCUGUUCUAAUGGGGCAAGCUGGAAGUAUAACUCAGACCCGUGCAGUGUUGUACAGACUAGUGAUUCAGUGGAUAUUUAGUGACACGUCCCACACAUCAGGAAAUGCUUGUAAUUGUAAAAGAUGGAACAUGUCUUUACUUUGAGAGAUAUCUGACUUCUAUUGAACUGUUGUGCACUGACAUGAGAUUAUUGCUAUCUGUACUAUUUCAAGCUGACAAAAUGGCAAUUAAGUCUUUACAUCUUCACAUUCAAUACAUUGAGAAGGACCUACCUUUGGUUGGAGGAGAUUGCUGCUGAAUAAAUGUUUUGGGAGAAACAAAAUCUUCUCCAGCAAAAGGAAGCUCUUAACAGCAUGUUUAAAAAUAGAUUGUUGGAGGUAUUACCAGCAAGGCAACAUUUUUAAUAGACUAAUGAGGAGAGACUACUGAAUGAAGUGGCCACUACUACUACUUCUUGGUUCAAACACUUUGUGUUAGUUACAUUACGACUGGUACUGCUAUUUAUGAUUUUUACUGUGUUUCAUUUCUGUUAUUUUUUUUUUUGUGACAGUCGGUUCAAGAGAUUUUCUAUUUUUUAUACAGCACAGAAAAAAGGUUGGUUGUUGAGACCAGAUCUGACAACAGAAAAAGGUUACAGAGAAGUUUUAUUUAUGAAAGUUACUGAACAGAUGGGGUGGGAAAAAAUAAUUUAUUUCAACGAGCAUGUUUUUGUCAUAGUACUUUGUAACUUGUGCAUGCUUGAGAUAAAACCAAAUGUCUGUGAAGCUAAAUAAACAAUACCCCAUAAAUAACACAUUAUUCUAUUUAUGUUACCAGGUGAAUAUACAAUUAACUGCUAUUAUUGCCUCUAUCAUAUUGUGUCAGUAGGGUCCUCCUAUAUUAUGAACUCU
Messenger RNA from Pelobates cultripes (western spadefoot toad), 9698 nucleotides. The record is from the annotation of a GenBank genome assembly. NCBI's taxonomy places the organism in Eukaryota, Metazoa, Chordata, Amphibia, Anura, Pelobatidae.